Messenger RNA from Nerophis ophidion (straightnose pipefish), 1515 nucleotides. It is a transcript of the gene snx20, whose product is annotated as sorting nexin 20. Gene Ontology annotation, cellular component: early endosome membrane. The coding region runs from base 141 to 959 and encodes 272 amino acids. NCBI's taxonomy places the organism in Eukaryota, Metazoa, Chordata, Actinopteri, Syngnathiformes, Syngnathidae. Gene Ontology annotation, biological process: protein transport. The record is from RefSeq and is a predicted model, not a curated record. Gene Ontology annotation, molecular function: protein binding; phosphatidylinositol phosphate binding. The transcript is spliced from 3 exons.
UAAAACAAAAUACAAAUUGCCAUAGACAGGUGCGAGAAUGAUGUCAGGGAGCGGAAGUCGCGCUUACGUUGCCGUGUUUCACUUCCUCACGCAUAGGAAAGGAAAGUGAAGAAGUUGUUUAUUCAGUUUUCGUCUUCAACAUGAGCGAGCCACCAGCGCUUAGCGGUUCCAGUUUGACCACAAAGGAGCUGCAGCAGAGGUGGCGAGAGGCGAAAGGGACGCAGCGAGCACACAAAGUGCUGUUCGACAUCCCGUCCAGUUGCGUUGUUGAGGACGCCUGCUGCAAACAUGUGGUGAGACACCAAAAGGUGUACCAGGUGGCGGUGAUGGCCUGUGGAAGUUUCAGCACCCGUCACGUGAUCGUGGAGCGGCGUUACAGCGACUUCUCCCACUUCCAUCAAAAGCUGACGGAGGAGUUCGGCGAGGAGGUUGAGGAUCUGGCGCUUCCCUGCAAGCACCUGGCGGGUCCAGUCGGGGGGCGGGGCUUAGCUCUGCAGGACUACCUGAACCAGGCGUUUGCGGUGCGCUGCGUGCGACACUCGCCACUCGUCCCGGACUUACUCACCGGCAAGGAGCUGAGUCGGGCCCGGGCCUCGCUGCGAGGCGGGCAGUUCCGAGCGGCGCUUGAGCAGCUGCACACGGUUUUGCAGAUCCAAGAGAAGCUGGCGCCGUGGCAGAGACCCACCCAGCUCGUCCCGGUCCUCGCCGCCAUUGCGGUUUGUCACCGCGACCUGGGGGAGCCCCUGGAGGCCGUGGCCGCCGCCCACCGAGCGCUUCCUGUCGUCAGACGCUGGAAAAUGAACGACUACCUCGGGGGUCUUCUGGAGACGCUGGUGGAUUUGAGCUACGGCCUCCAGCGACCCGUCGCCCACCUCCAGGAGGAACUGAUGGCGCUGCGGGACAGACAUGCCGCCUCCUGGCGCUCCCUGAAGGAGGUGGUUGUCCGUGACGUCACCUAACUGACACACAAAUGCCAUUUUUGUAGUUGUUGCUGAGAGAGUUUGCAUGCUUUAAAUACCGUAUUUCCUUGAAUUGCCGCAGGGUAUAUAGUAUGCGCCUGUCUUGAAUUACUGCCGGGUCAAACUUGCUUCUCAAAAUAAUUAGCGCAAGCUUAGUAUUACCUGGUCAAACUCGUGACGUCACGAGUGACACUUCCCCCUCUCAUCAUUUUCAAAAUGGAGGAGGCUGAUUUCAAUACCAGUAAUCUGAAAUCGCAUAAAGGGAAGAAGAUUAAGAGCUAUUCAGUAGGAUUUAAGGUCCAAGCUUACAUCACACUCAAAUUUGUUCUGCAUACUUUUGGGAAGUGCCGGAGUGAGAAGAAGUUUUAAAAACAUUGGCGCAUGCUUACUUUUACUGCAUGCCUUUGGUAAGCGCAGGAGUGAGAAGAGGUUUUAAAUUAAUUAGCGCCCCGGCGGCAAUUCAAGGAAAUACGGUAUGUGUCAUAAAUAAAUGAAUAUGAUUAAAUAAGUUCAUGUGGCAGAGUUAAAACAUUAAUACAAAUUGUCCAUCCAUCCA